AUAUUAGUUUUCUUUUUGUUGUGUUUGCUUGGCGAAGGCUUUCCAAUCCUCAAAUUGUUAUUAAUGUUUUAAAUUGCGAAGACCUUUUUGUAUUUUACCAAUACAAGCAAUAUUAUCUUUCAUAAUUAUUAAGUGUUUAGAUAUAUAAUGUCAGAAGUCGAAGAAUUUAACCAACAGAAACCUGGGAAAAGCGGCAAACAACACAAUAUAUUACCAAUAUGGGGUAAUGAACAAACUAUGAAUCUGAACCCUUUAAUUUUAGCAAAUAUCCAAGGUUCUAGCUACUUCAAAGUGCACUUAUUCAAGUUGAAGACUUAUCAUGAAGUUGUGGACGAAAUAUAUUACCAGGUGAAUCACUUAGAGCCUUGGGAACGCGGCAGUCGCAAGACAGCUGGACAAACUGGCAUGUGUGGCGGCGUCCGUGGUGUAGGUGCUGGUGGUAUAGUCUCUACAGCCUUCUGUCUGUUAUAUAAGUUGUACACUCUCCGGCUCACACGUAAACAAGUUAACGGCCUACUUCAGCACACUGACUCUCCCUACAUCAGAGCUCUUGGUUUCAUGUACAUAAGAUACACACAGCCACCGGCAGAUCUGUUUGACUGGUAUGCAGAUUAUUUGGAUGACGAAGAGGAGGUGGACCCCCGUGCUGGCGGCGGCGGGCCUACCACAGUAGGUGCGCUAGUACGCCAGAUGCUGAUCAAACUAGACUGGUUCAGCACACUGUUCCCCAGGAUACCAGUCCCUAUCCAAAAGCAGAUUGAACAGAAGUUAGCAGAACACAAUAGGCAGUCUGCAGCGGCCAAGCCUGCGAGCAACUUCCGUGGCGGCGGCGGAGGCAGCGGUAGCGGCAGCUCCUACAACCCCGGCCGCAUGGAGUCUGACCGCCGCGACCAUGACGACCGGGACAAGAGGGACUACGGCGAACCUGACAGAUAUGCAAAAGAUAGAGCGAAACGUGAUGAUAGAGGCGAUAGAGGCAAGGAGCGAGAUCGAGAUCGGCGCGACAGAGAUAGAGACCGCGAUCGCGACAGGGACCGUCGCGACCGUGUACGCCACCGCUCGCGCUCACGCGACCGCACCCGUCAUCGCUCGCGCUCUAGAGACCGCCGCUAUAGAUAAUAGAUGCAUUGACACUCACCUAAUGUUAUUAUGUGUUUUAAGAAUUAAUAAUAUCUACAGUUUAUUAA
Messenger RNA from Diatraea saccharalis (sugarcane borer), 1187 nucleotides. Lineage: Eukaryota; Metazoa; Arthropoda; Insecta; Lepidoptera; Crambidae. The record is from the annotation of a GenBank genome assembly.